Molecule: messenger RNA, 1893 nt
Organism: Nematocida ausubeli
Lineage: Eukaryota; Fungi; Microsporidia
Exons: 1
Coding region: 1-1893 (630 amino acids)
Source: RefSeq, a predicted model, not a curated record
AUGUAUAUAUUCUUUCUGCGGCUGAACAGUAUGCAGUUUUCCAUUACACAGCUGGUUAUAAGCAGGCCACCCUGCAUAAAGUGCCCAAGUGUGCAUAUUAUGGUGGAUGGGAUGGAGCGGUCAUAUACCCCUGAAAGUAUGCUUCCCACAGGGAAAAAGGCGUUUAUAGAAGUAGAUGAGUUUUGGCUAAUAUACACAGAUGGAUUUAUGAUCGACAUCGGGCACAACACAUUAAUCAGCAUCAUCAGCAAUAACAUAACAGUCGGCUCUAUUACACUCGCAAAACUUCCGUUAGGAAUAGGCAGAUACUACAAAAAGGACUUUAAGAUUCAAAGACACCUGCCUGACGACAUAUUUUUGGAUAUAAUUGUGGAGAGCCUUUCAAACACUCAUAUUACUACAUCAGAGAGGAUUCCUUCCAUCACAGAGACGCUUAACCAAAUACCAUCAUAUACAAGUGUAAAGAAGGCACCUGCCCUCAGUAACUUCGCAGAUUCGCCAGCCCCAUUUAAGCCAGACUUUGUUCCCAUGGUGGAAGCAAGUAGCACUAAUCUAUCGGCAAAUAAUCUGGAUAAUUUACGCACGCAAACCCCCAGUAUAGUACAAAGCAAAGAGUCUGGAUUAAAAGAAACCCCACUUCCAAUAGUGAAAGUCGCACAAGCCAUAUCGAGUAUGAAAGUUCCUUCACCUGCAUCUACUGAGCAACCAGCUAAUAGUACUGCAAAGAUCUUUUCUAAGAUGCCAUCCCCUCCUGGAAUGCGAGUGCGCCCUACUGUUGAUCUUCUGGAAGGCGCAGACGUAGGUAUUAAAACUUUAUUUCCAAAGGUUGGCUGGAAGCCUGUUUUGUCCGUUAAGGGAUCUUUAUAUGAAAGCCCUGUGCUUUCUGAAAGCGGGCUGCUUGAUAGAUGGACAGAAAUUGAAGAUGACUUCAAGAAAAAGUUCUGUAUAAAAAGAGGGAUACAACAGACAGGCUUUCUGAAGAGAGACAGGCCUGGCAAAAAAGAAAGGAUUCUGAGCGAAAGGCAGGAGUUUCUUCUGUCAAUUGUCUUUGAAGCAAUAAAGAAGUCUAAGGUCUCCCUAAAAGACAUCUGCAACGAACUUAUAAGGUGGACAGAAACAGAAGAGCACGCGCCCCAUAUUGAUAGUUUAGUUAAUCUGUCUUUAGUUUUCCCUCUUGAAAGCGAGUCCAUAAAAAUCAUGGAAGCCACCCAUAUGUUGACAGAGGUAGAGAGCAAAGUUAAGCUAUUUCUUCAGAAUAACUGCACAAAGGGAAGACUUACUUUAAUCAAAUACGUGCACUGGGCACAUUCUUCGCUUGUUGCUCUAAUCGCCACUUUGCAGGAAAUCAGAAACUCUCUAAUUUCUGUUGAAAAUGACAAAGAGUUUCCUGCCUUUCUGGUGAUUUUAUUGCGACUUGGAAACCUAGUCAACUAUAAGUACGCUGAGGUUGCAAAUAAGUCUCCUGCAAAGGGAUUUUAUCUUUCUUCCGUAAGCGCCUUUUCUAAAUGCGCAGCUGAAAUCAUCAAUGAAGAGGGAUGCAGGCUUUCUUUGCUUGAGUUUAUAAUUCUCACAACUCGCGACAAAAUUGACUUUAAAAAAAUACUCAGUACAUACGCAGUCUUUAAGAACAUUCAUCUAAAGUCUUUGAAGGAUCACUAUUCCAUGCUGCGUGCUGGAUAUGAUGAAGUUGUGCUGCUAGACGACUUUACUGGAAAGAAGGAAAGGCUUCACAAGAUAUUUCUUAUAAUCCGAGAAUGCGAGUAUCUUAUAUCAGAGGUUGACACAAAGCUAUUUGUUCUUUCUAAAGUACACGCAGACACCCCAGAAUAUAUCUCUGAAAAUAUGGUAGAUGCAAUUGGCUCUAUAGAGAAGUACAGCUAUUUAUUUAGAUAG